Molecule: messenger RNA, 438 nt
Organism: Ostertagia ostertagi
Lineage: Eukaryota; Metazoa; Nematoda; Chromadorea; Rhabditida; Trichostrongylidae
Source: the annotation of a GenBank genome assembly
AUGGCACUGGCGUUUGUCACUUUGGCCCAAUCGUUUAACACCGAUGAUCACCCAGGUCGUCAAUUGGUACAGGAAGGCUACAGGGAUGGCAAUAGAACAGUAUUUUUCCUUGAAACAGGCCAAGUUCUGAAUCUCGUCUGGGUUCCUUUACUUCAAGUAGUGACCUUGAAGCUAAUCGUAUGGUGGAACGACGACUUUGAGAUGCAUUCACGAAACGACAUGGAGCCGGUCGCGGAGAGCUUGUACUCUUUCAAAGGCACCAUCCAGACUGCUCCUGAUAUUUUACAUGUACAUAAGCAAGCGAUCCAGAAAUAUAGGGAGAACGAGUGUAAACUGUCACAUGCCGACGCUGAACGAAUAAAGCGACGCGUUGAUUCGACGAGUUAUGCGGUUCUAGCCGAAAUGAACCAUCUGAAUACGGAAAAGGUAGGAAUUUAG